This is a messenger RNA of Neoarius graeffei (lesser salmon catfish), 1440 nucleotides long. Its product is annotated as zinc finger BED domain-containing protein 5-like. Gene Ontology annotation, molecular function: protein dimerization activity. Lineage: Eukaryota; Metazoa; Chordata; Actinopteri; Siluriformes; Ariidae. The record is from RefSeq and is a predicted model, not a curated record. The coding region runs from base 1 to 1440 and encodes 479 amino acids. The transcript has a single exon.
AUGUGUUCAGUGAUGAUGGGAGAUGCUGCUGCUGCCAAGCUGAAGGCCAUACCGAUGUCUGAUAACACCAUCCAGCGCCGCAUCUCAGACAUGGCAUCGGAUGUUAAGGAACAGGUGCUGGAUGCUAUUCGUGAGAACCCUCUCUUCUCCAUUCAGCUGGAUGAGUCUACCGAUGUUGCUAACCGUGCUCAGUUAAUGGUGUAUGUACGCUAUAUUAAAGAGCUCAGUGUCGAGGAGGAGUUUUUGUUUUGUUAUCCUCUGCCAACUUGCACUACAGCAGGAGAAAUAUUCAAGGCUUUGAAUGAUUUCAUGCAGGAGAAUCGUAUUAAUUGGAGCCGAUGUUGUGGAAUAUGUACUGAUGGCGCAAGGGCAAUGACAGGUCGCCACAGUGAUUUGGUGAAGCAGGUGCAAGCGGUUGCCCCGGCUGCUGUUUGGAAUCACUGUAUCAUCCACCGCCAGGCCUUGGCGACCAAGAAGAUGCCAAAAGAGUUGUGCACGGUGCUGGAUGAGGCAGUAAAAAUUGUUAAUCUAAUUAAAUCACGUGCCAUGAAUGCUCGUCUCUUCUCCGUCCUCUGCAAUGAGAUGGAUGCUCACUUCCAACAGCUGCUGCUGCACUCCGAGGCCCGAUGGCUGUCCUGGGGCAAGGUCCUCACCCGCUUGUGUGAUUUGCGCGAGGAAGUGCUCCUAUUCCGUGCCGAAAUCAGUUCUCCACUGGUGAAGCAUAUGGGGGACAUGAACUGGGCUGCAAUGUUGGCAUAUCUUUCUGAUAUCUUUGACCGAAUAAACGCACUGAACACCUCUCUGCAGGGCAAAGAGAUCCAUGUCUUUUUGGCACACGAUCGAGUCUCUGCAUUUAGGAAAAAGUUGGACUUGUGGUGUGCUCAUGUUAAACGGGGCUCGGUGGAAAUGUUCCCGACAUUGGGAGAUGUUGUGGAGAAGGCAGGGCUGCAACUGGACACUGUACAACAGGUGAUCAUUGCGCAUUUGGAGGGGCUGCGUGAACAGUUUGCAGAGUAUUUUGGAGAGGAGACCUUAGCAAAUCAGUGGGUGAGAAAUCCAUUCGCAUUCCCAGCGACAUCCAGUGAUGCACUAACAGUGCAAGAGGAAGAGGCCCUUGUCGAACUGAACUCUAAUAUGGACUUGAAAAAAAAGAUGAGUGAAGUGUCACUUGUGCACUUCUGGCUGUCUGCGGAGACCGAGUUCCCCCACCUCUCCAAAAAAGUGCUUCAGGUACUCAUCCCGUUCACAUCUACACACCUGUGUGAAUGUGGUUUUUCCACGUUAACACUGAUCAAAAACAAGUACCGGUCUAGCCUGCAGGUAGAGGAUGAUAUACGUUUAUUCCUGUCAACAGUGCAUCCCGCAUCAGGCGCCUGUGCAUAUCAAAGAAGCAAACUCACUGCUCCCACUAAGAUGAGGCAAGAAAAGGGGUUGUGGUGA